Molecule: messenger RNA, 1875 nt
Organism: Tupaia belangeri chinensis (Chinese tree shrew)
Lineage: Eukaryota; Metazoa; Chordata; Mammalia; Scandentia; Tupaiidae
Gene: ZBTB7C
Product: zinc finger and BTB domain containing 7C
Biological process (GO): regulation of transcription by RNA polymerase II
Molecular function (GO): protein binding; DNA-binding transcription factor activity, RNA polymerase II-specific; RNA polymerase II cis-regulatory region sequence-specific DNA binding
Source: RefSeq, a predicted model, not a curated record
ACCAAUGGCAUUGACGAGCUCAUCGGCAUCCCCUUCCCCGACCACAGCAGCGAGGUCCUGUGCAGCCUCAACGAGCAGCGGCAUGAUGGCCUGCUCUGCGACGUGCUCCUGGUGGUGCAGGAGCAGGAGUAUCGGACCCACCGCUCCGUGCUGGCAGCCUGCAGCAAGUACUUCAAGAAGCUCUUCACAGCCGGCACCCUAGCCAGCCAGCCCUACGUCUACGAGAUCGACUUCGUGCAGCCCGAGGCGCUGGCCGCCAUCCUGGAGUUCGCCUACACCUCCACGCUCACCAUCACUGCCUCCAACGUCAAGCACAUCCUCAACGCCGCCAGGAUGCUGGAGAUCCAGUGCAUCGUCAACGUGUGCCUGGAGAUCAUGGAGCCCGGGGGCGACGGCGGGGAGGAGGACGAUAAGGAGGACGACGACGAUGACGAAGAGGACGAUGACGAGGAGGAUGAGGAGGAGGAGGAAGAGGAGGAGGAGGAUGACGAUGAUGACACGGAAGACUUUGCAGACCAGGAAAACCUGCCUGAUCCCCAGGACAUCAACUGCCACCAAAGCCCUUCCAAGACGGACCAUCUCACGGAGAAGGCCUAUUCAGACACACCCAGGGACUUCCCCGACUCCUUCCAGGAUGGCGGUCCUGGCCAUCUGGGGGUGAUCCGGGACUUCUCCAUCGAAUCUCUGCUGAGGGAGAACCUGUACCCCAAAGCCAGCAUCCCCGACAGGAGACCCUCCUUAUCUCCAUUCGCCCCGGACUUCUUUCCACACCUCUGGCCAGGGGACUUCGGUGCCUUUGCUCAGCUGCCCGAGCAGCCCAUGGACAGUGGGCCACUGGAUCUGGUCAUCAAGAACCGGAAGAUCAAGGAGGAGGAGAAGGAGGAGCUGCCCCCACCCCCACCCCCACCCUUCCCUAACGACUUCUUCAAGGACAUGUUCCCUGACCUGCCCGGGGGGCCACUGGGCCCCAUCAAGGCGGAGAACGACUACGGUGCCUAUCUCAACUUCCUGAGUGCCACGCACCUGGGGGGCCUCUUCCCACCCUGGCCGCUGGUGGAGGAGCGCAAGCUGAAGCCCAAGGCCUCGCAGCAGUGCCCCAUCUGCCACAAAGUCAUCAUGGGGGCCGGGAAGCUGCCGCGGCACAUGAGGACGCACACCGGGGAGAAGCCAUACAUGUGCAACAUCUGCGAGGUCCGCUUCACCAGGCAGGACAAGCUAAAGAUCCACAUGCGGAAGCACACGGGGGAGCGGCCCUACCUGUGCAUUCACUGCAACGCUAAGUUCGUGCACAACUACGACCUCAAGAACCACAUGCGCAUCCACACGGGCGUGCGGCCCUACCAGUGCGAGUUCUGCUACAAGAGCUUCACGCGCUCCGACCACCUGCACCGCCACAUCAAGCGCCAGAGCUGCCGCAUGCCCCGGCGCGGCCGCAAGCCAGCCGCCUGGAGGGCAGCCAGCCUGCUCUUCGGGCCAGGCGGCCCAGCCCCAGACAAGGCGGCCUUCGUGAUGCCGCCAGCGCUGGGCGAGGUGGGCAGCCACCUGGGCGGCGCGGCCAUGUGCCUCCCUGGCCCCAGCCCCGCCAAGCACUUCCUGGCGGCGCCCAAGGGCGCGCUGAACCUGCAGGAGCUGGAGCGGCAGUUUGAGGAGACGCAGAUGAAGUUGUUUGGGCGCGCCCAGCUGGAGGCCGAGAGGAACGCAGGGGGCCUCCUGGCCUUCGCACUGGCGGAGAACGUGGCUGCCCCGCGGCCCUACCGCCCCCUGCCCGCGCGGCCCUACUUCCCACUGCCCGACCCGUGGGCCGCGGGCCUGGCCGGCCUCCCUGGGCUGGCUGGCCUCAACCAUGUGGCCUCCAUGUCUGAAGCCAACAACUAG